CACGCAGACGAACUAGACGACCAACUCUGAGCCAAUCUGGUUGGACCAGCUCACAACUUCCUUAUUUGGAAGGAAAAGAUGGCGGCUCGGAACGGGAAGAGCGGGCUGUUGGAGAAAUGGAGGAUCGACGAGAAGCCGGUGAAGAUCGAUAAGUGGGACGGAGCGGCGGUGAAGAACUCCCUGGAUGAUGCUGCCAAGAAGGUGCUGCUGGAGAAGUACGGUUACCUGGAGAACUUCCAGCUGGUGGACGGCCGUCUGCUGAUCUGUACGGUUUCCUGCCUGUUCGCCAUGCUGGCGCUGGUCUGGGACUACCUGUACCCGUUCCCUGAGUCCAGACCGGUUCUGGCCUGCUGCGUCAUCUCGUACUUCAUCAUGAUGGGCAUCCUGACUCUCUACACGUCCUACAAGGAGAAGAACAUCUUCCUUGUGGCCAUGCAGAAAGAUCCUGCUGGGAUGGAUCCGGAUCACGUCUGGCAGCUGUCGUCCUCCCUCAAACGGUUCGACGACCAGUACAGCCUCCGGGUGUCCUUCACCGACGGGAAGACGAAGAAGUCGCGGGACGCCGAGUUCACCCAGUCGGUGUCGACGUUCUUCGACGAGACCGGAACCCUGGUGAUGGACCAGUUUGAGAAGUACGUCUCCAAGCUGCACGACACGCUGGCGUCGGAGAAGAAGACCAAAUGAGACGGCGGCGCGCCGGUCAGGGAGGGUCCGCCGCCUCCACGCCUCGUUGGUUUCAGUUUGGUCUCGAACGUCAGACUCGCUUCGGUCCUUCUGGGUCAGAACUUCCAGGGUUCCACACGGUUCCCGUUCCUUUUCCCUGCGGCUCGCUUGGAGACGGAACAUCUCAGGUGGGUUUAAAGACGUCCACAUGGGGCUCACACCGCGAUGAUGUCACGGGGCGGAGCUUUCUGAGCAGGACGUCACUGAUUGGACGAACGGAGGUGAGGCCAACGUCUUUAAACAAAUCUGAUCAGCCGGUUCCUCCUGCGGCUCCAGGAGGAACCGGCUGAUGGAGCCGCCUGGAGCUCCAGGAAGAACCUGACGCAUCGAGUCAAACUGAAACCAACCGGCCGAGUGGAAGGAAGCAGGAAGACCCGAGUUUCCCAGCAGAAACCAAACCUGGAGAACAUCUGACCUCUGGGCCGCCGUCUUCCUGCUCCCAGUCUGAACUUCCUGCUUCGGUUCUCCAGAGGCAGCGUUGGACCAGCUUCAUCAUCCCCCCC
This is a messenger RNA of Fundulus heteroclitus (mummichog), 1226 nucleotides long. RefSeq names its product signal peptidase complex subunit 2 (gene spcs2). Gene Ontology annotation, cellular component: membrane; signal peptidase complex. The coding region runs from base 79 to 684 and encodes 201 amino acids. The record is from RefSeq and is a predicted model, not a curated record. The transcript has 5 exons. Gene Ontology annotation, biological process: protein targeting to ER. NCBI's taxonomy places the organism in Eukaryota, Metazoa, Chordata, Actinopteri, Cyprinodontiformes, Fundulidae.